This is a messenger RNA of Onychostoma macrolepis, 777 nucleotides long. Its product is annotated as mucin-2-like. The record is from RefSeq and is a predicted model, not a curated record. Bases 1 to 777 code for a protein of 258 amino acids. The transcript is spliced from 4 exons. NCBI's taxonomy places the organism in Eukaryota, Metazoa, Chordata, Actinopteri, Cypriniformes, Cyprinidae.
AUGCUAUCAACAGGCAUAAGCAACUCAGCAACUAAAAUGUCAACAAGAACACCGCAACACACAGAUAUUUCUGCCAAACCAUCAAGCACCAGUCCAACAAAGACUGACAAAACACCAGCCAUUACAACAACCAAGGCACAUGCAACAAGUGCCAUUUUGAAAACUACAGCAAAAUCAACAAGUACUCCAAAAACAACUGAAAAGAAAACUACAACAACAACAGCCAAACCACUACCAACUACCCUAGCAUCUCUGGAUCCUCCCACAGAGAAAGAGGGAUUCCUUUAUCUAAAAUUUCGAAUAGUGCGGAUUUUCAUUCAAGAUUACAAAGAUAAAACAUCAUCUGCUUAUAAAGCACUGGAAAGAAAUGUAACAACUGAGCUUAAUCGGGGAUACAAAUACGUGUUCCAAAAUACAUUUCUGAGAGCGGUUAUCAUAAUUUUUUGGCCUGGCUCUGUGGGUGUAACGUCUCUGCUAAUUUUUCAAAACCAGAGUGUGGUCCCAAACAUAACAGAUAUAGAGGAUUCUUUAAAACAAACAAUUAAUCAAUCCAUUGUCAACUUGAAUGUCAUCACAUCCAGUAUUUCUGCUGAUCCACGAAAUGACACCACAUCGACCACCACUCAGAGUCUCACAACAGCGACUACAACAAUGGCAAGCAGUCAGUUUGCUACAGCUAUUACAUCUGCCAGUUCAGUGGCACGAAGCAGAAACAUUGAAGUGGUCACUUUCCUUCUUCUUUGUAACCUUACUAAAUUCUUAUUGAUAGAGCUUUAA